Molecule: messenger RNA, 480 nt
Organism: Lactuca sativa (garden lettuce)
Lineage: Eukaryota; Viridiplantae; Streptophyta; Magnoliopsida; Asterales; Asteraceae
Product: ATP synthase subunit alpha, chloroplastic
Biological process (GO): proton motive force-driven ATP synthesis
Molecular function (GO): ADP binding; ATP binding; proton-transporting ATP synthase activity, rotational mechanism
Source: RefSeq, a predicted model, not a curated record
AUGACCGCUUUACCAAUAGUGGAAACCCAAUCGGGAGAUGUUUCGGUUUAUAUUCCUACUAAUAUUAUUUCGAUCACUGAUGGACAAAUAUUCUUAUCUACUGAUCUAUUCAAUGCUGGAAUCCGACCCGCUAUUAAUGUGGGGAUCUCUGUUUCCAGAGUGGGGUCUGCAACUCAAAUUAAAGCUAUGAAACAAGUAGCCGGUAAAUUAAAAUUGGAACCGGCACAAUUCGCAGAAUUAGAAGCUUUUGCACAAUUUGCUUCUGAUCUCGAUAAAACUACUCAGAAUCAAUUGGCAAGAGGUCAACGCUUACGUGAAUUGCUUAAACAAUCCCAAUCUACCCCUUUCAGGGUAGAAGAACAGUUGAUUAUUCCACCAUAUAAUCCCAAUAGCAACCCCAAAGGAUCUCAUUGGUAUAGGAUAUACGGCUCUUCCUUUUAUCCAACAACUAUUGUCUUCAAACUUGCAUUAAUAAUUUAA